GAAGUGAGCCACAACCACGCAGCAGGGCCAGCAUGUUGCUGGGGGCCUUCAAGGACUUGGGGAUAGCUGUGACCAGCUGGUUAUGCUCACGAGCUACCAGCGGGGAAACAACAGGAUGUUGGGUGGAAUGGAGAAGCCUGAUGAGCCGCCAAAAACCACGUGCCGAAAAAAUCUUGGAGCGCGCACUUCGGAACGACGAGUACAAGAACUUCAGGAAAGAGGAGCGCCACAGACUUGAGUUGAAGUUAAGAGGACGCACGUCAAAACCCCUGACACACGCACUGGAUAUUCGAAGGAGAACCAUGAAGUCUCCAAAACUGUCGCGCAAAGCCAAGCUGGUGGUGGACGUGGACGACCUAGACGAUGUGCUGUGCGAGUUUGACGCCGUCAUCGAGGACUUCACGUCCCCGAUGGAGAAGCGUCACUUUCGCUACGAUGAGCACCUGCGCAUCGCCAAGAGGCGGAGUAGCGCCAGCGUCAGCGACAGCGGCAUCAGCGACACCGAGAGCGCCGACUCGCUCAACAGAAAUAGCUUCAGCUUGAGUGACGAGAGGCUUCACUCGCCCACCGCCAUGUCUCCGGCGAGCGUCACCUCACCCUCGCCGUCACUGAUGUCACCAAAAGCCAAACUGGGUGACACCAAAGAACUGGAGGACUUCAUCGCCGACCUGGACAAGACAUUAGAGAGCAUGUAACGUGGGAGCCAUCUUGGAUCAUAGCCAUGAAAGAGAGACAGAGAAGGCGUCUGCAUCCCCCUCAAGCGAUCUCCCCCACCACCAAGCUGCACCUGCCCCCCCUUACUGAAACACACUCCAACAGGAUACAGUUGCUCAGUGGCUCCAGGUUGUCUUGCGGUCUAGAAGACGUUCGUCUAUUCCACGACACCUGGCGAGCGGCACCGAAAGGACUCAUCCGAAUUAGCAUCACAGUUGGAACACUUGCCGGUCAUGUGAACGUUUUUAAAUUGGGGGGGACUGGAUAUUUUAUACACACUGGAAUAUUAUUACUAUAACUAUAAUUAUGACUGUAUCGUUGUUUCAGUUCACUCCCGGAUGAAAAACUACAACGGGAAAGGGCUUUUUUGUAAAAGGAAUAUAUUUGUGAUUUUCUAAAGCUUCAUAUUGUAAAUGUAUGGCUCAUUUUUGUGAAAUAUAUUUUUGUACAACAUGUAAAUAAUUAAUAUUAAAUAGUAUAAUUACAUUGGUUAGAAGAAAGUUUAAAAAACUGGAAAGCAAUAUUAUGUAUUUAAUACAGCUAAUACCCGCCAGAGAUUAUAUUAAAGUAUGAUUCUUUAAA
Syngnathus typhle (broad-nosed pipefish) is the source of this 1296-nucleotide messenger RNA. It is a transcript of the gene rgcc, whose product is annotated as regulator of cell cycle. The coding region runs from base 33 to 695 and encodes 220 amino acids. Lineage: Eukaryota; Metazoa; Chordata; Actinopteri; Syngnathiformes; Syngnathidae. Gene Ontology annotation, biological process: regulation of cell cycle. The transcript has 6 exons. The record is from RefSeq and is a predicted model, not a curated record.